Messenger RNA from Xiphophorus maculatus (southern platyfish), 2023 nucleotides. RefSeq names its product gastrin-releasing peptide receptor-like. The transcript is spliced from 3 exons. Gene Ontology annotation, molecular function: G protein-coupled peptide receptor activity. Gene Ontology annotation, cellular component: membrane. The record is from RefSeq and is a predicted model, not a curated record. Bases 57 to 1139 code for a protein of 360 amino acids. Lineage: Eukaryota; Metazoa; Chordata; Actinopteri; Cyprinodontiformes; Poeciliidae. Gene Ontology annotation, biological process: G protein-coupled receptor signaling pathway.
GCUGCCAGAAAACCAUCAGCAGCUCAUCAGUCUGUGUCCUUCACUCUCAAGCCGCGAUGUCCCUGGAGAAUCAGUUGACUUCGUCGCUGGAGGACAGCGAAGCUUUGCUCCUCAAUGUCUCCAAGAUGCUCUGGGACUCCAGCGCGGAGCGUUACCAGUACGCCGUCUGGCUCCCGGGCAUCGGAAUCGCUGCGGUUUACGGGCUCAUCAUCCUGGUGGGUCUGGUCGGGAAUAUCACUCUGAUGAAGACGUGUCUGCUGGUGAAGUCCAUGCGCACGGUGCCCAACCUGUUCCUGUCCAGCCUGGCUCUGGGGGACCUGCUGCUGCUGGUGACCUGCGCCCCGGUGGACGCCAGCCGCUACCUGGUGGACGAGUGGCUGUUCGGGCGCGUCGGCUGCAAGCUGAUCCCCUUCAUCCAGCUCACCUCCGUGGGGGUCUCCGUGUUCACCCUGACUGCGCUCUCCGCUGACCGGUACCAAGCUAUCGUCAAACCGUUGGACAUCAACAGAUCGAGCGCCACUCUAAGCAUCGGCCUGCGCGUUGGGACCAUCUGGAUGCUCUCUGUCACCCUGGCCAUUCCCGAGGCCGUCUUCUCCGACCUGCACACCUUCACCACCAGCUACACCAACGUGACGUUUGUGACGUGCGCCCCCUAUCCGCACGCCGGAGAACUGCAUCCGAAGAUCCACUCCACUGCCUCCUUCCUCGUCUUCUACGUCAUCCCUCUGCUCAUCAUCUCUGUUUACUACUGCUUCAUCGCUCGCAGCCUGAUCCGGAGCUCAGCAGACAUCUCUGCAGAGGGACACCUGCAUCUCCACAAACAGAUCAAGUCCAGGAAGCGACUGGCCAAAACCGUGCUGGUGUUCGUCGGCCUGUUUGCUCUCUGCUGGCUCCCCAGUCACGUCAUCUACCUCUACCGCUCCUACCACUACGACCAGGUGGACACGUCGCUGGCUCACUUCAUCGCCAGCGUGUGUGCUCGCAUCCUGGCCUUCACCAACUCCUGCGUGAAUCCUUUUGCGCUUUACUUGAUGAGCAAGAGCUUCAGCAAGCACUUCAGGAACCAGCUGCUGUGCUGCAGCUCUCCCAGACGGCUGUACAGUCAAAACAGCGCGAGUACAAACGUGACCUCCGUCUGAAGGAGUCCUGUUUCCCCCAACCAAACACAUGUGCUUUACCAGGACUCUGCUACCUUUGAUUCUCUUGAAUGUGUUGGUGAAUUAUUCUCAGUUUGUUGGGAAAGGGAAGUAACGUCAGUAAAGCUGAUUUUAGAUACUGGUUGGUAAACUAGUCCAUGGUGGGAAUGGAUCUUUUUUGUUGGAGGUAUUCUCUGAAUGUUAAAUAUAAACUUAAAUCCAACAGCACUGUUUGUGCCAUUUGUGGUUUAGCAAGAGAUUUAAAUAAUGCAAAUAAAGGGGUGUUCAUUGCUCCGAUAUUGAUAAACCAGACAGGCUGUUCCUUUACUCUGCAUGUUUUGGUUUGAUGUAGUGGUCGCUUAAAAAGCUGAAAGUGGAUUUUCAGCUUUCAGCUUGGCCUUGCUGGAGCUUCGUUGCCAGUUUUUGAAACCAUUUCAUCCACUGUGACUGCUUAUAGUUUACACGUCCCAAAAACGACACAAACAUCCGUCACUCCGUGGAGCAUCUUUUCUAAGCAGCUCAUAUUACAUGAAUGGUAAUCUAUAUUUUCAAAUAUGGGUAAUAUGUACAGUAAAAGGGAAAUUUAUGUGGGGACAUUUUCAAGAUCCAGAGCUGAAUAAUUAACGGUUGUUUUAUCAUGAACAAAAUAAAAGAUUUUCCAUGAGUUGAAACAUCUCAAUUAAAAACAAAAACAGGGAAAUAUCUUUCUCCUUUGCACUUGAGACGUUGUUAUUAAUUAUUAAAUGUUCUGUAUUUAAACAAAAAAACUGUUGUUGGACCAUUUUGGACCUAACUGUGAUGGAGUUUAUGAUGUCUUUGUUGACUUUGCGUCUGUAGAGUAUUGUUAUUGUCAUUGUUUAAAUUAUCACAUUGUAGUCCUUUUUCAU